This is a messenger RNA of Acipenser ruthenus (sterlet), 1992 nucleotides long. Its product is annotated as nodal homolog 2-A-like. Lineage: Eukaryota; Metazoa; Chordata; Actinopteri; Acipenseriformes; Acipenseridae. The record is from RefSeq and is a predicted model, not a curated record. Gene Ontology annotation, biological process: BMP signaling pathway; SMAD protein signal transduction. The transcript has 3 exons. The coding region runs from base 105 to 1589 and encodes 494 amino acids. Gene Ontology annotation, molecular function: type I activin receptor binding; cytokine activity; growth factor activity. Gene Ontology annotation, cellular component: extracellular region.
CUUGACAGGUUCGCCCUUUUGAUGCGGGAGGGUCACAUCAAAGGACCCGUUGAUAUCGGGUUCAUCAAAGGACACCCAGGCAACUAUAUAGAGCCAGGGCCGGCAUGAGGAGCCAUCAGUUCAGUCUAGGACUAGCAAGCAGCAAGAAGCGCAUCGCUCUCUCUCUCUAUCUCUAUCUCUCUCUCUCUCUGCUAGCAAGAGGAGACAGGCGCACACUACUCGACACUGAGAAGAUGGAAUACCGCAGUUCUAUUUCCUUCAUGAGUGGCUUCUUUGUGAUUUUUUGGACUGUUUUUUGCAGCACGGAACCCAUUCCGUUCUCCAGAAUGGAACCCAGGGCGGCUCUCCUUGGCCUGUCCCGGGGGCCAAGUGGCAACAACGGAGACGCCAGCAGCAGUGGACCCGGUGCCGGCGUGCAGACCUCCAUGGUAUCGGGACUCGGAUACAAAAACGCCUACCACAGCCUCAGAUACCCCCUGUACAUGAUGCAGCUGUACCGCUCUUUCAAGACUGGGGACGGGACCAGGGCAACUGCCGCAGCAACCGCCAGUAGCAUUGAGGAGAACCCGGUGCUGCACGAAGCAGAUUCCGUCCUGAGCUUGAUUGCAAAAAGUUGCCAUCAAGUAGGUGACAAAUGGACCGUCACUUUCGACAUGUCUUCCAUUUCGGCCAACGAGGAUGUCCAGCUGUCCGAGCUGCGGAUCAGGAUCCCUCAUUUCUCCGCGUCCGGCAAGUUGUCUGUGGAGAUCUACCAUUCCCACGAUCGCAAGUGCGCUGGCGAGGAGGACGGACCCUGCCAGGACCGCCUCUUCCUCGGCAGCUUCGGCGCCUCGCCCACCGAUACCGACUCCGCCUGGAAGGUCUUCAACGUGACGGCCAUGCUGAAGUACUGGCUCCACCAAGGGGCGAGCUUCCCUAACGGGGCCCAGGCACCGGUUAGGGGAGAGUCCCACCCCGGGGAGCCCGACCAGGUGGACACCGCUGCCCCGGAGCACAGGCACAGGCUGCGGCACCAGGGAAGCCGGGGAAAGGUGCACCACAACACGGUGGACAGAGUCAUGAUGGUGGUCUUCUCCAAGCAGAACGAAUCCAGCUUCGCCGCGGGAGCCCCGACCCUCAUUCGCGCCGUGGAGCACUCCAAGUAUGUGGUGAUGGAUAAGGGCGUGGUGGGAGACAGCGGGCGCAGGCACAAGCGGAACCGCAAGGACCGGGAAAGAGUGAAGCUGGCGGGCAGCAUCGGAGACGGGGUCGCCUCCCCGGCUGAAGGGAACCUCAAGCCGCUCUGCAGGAAGGUGGACAUGUGGGUCGAUUUCGAGCAGAUAGGCUGGAACGACUGGAUCGUCUACCCCAAGAGGUACAACGCGUUCAGAUGCGAGGGGGACUGCCCCAGCCCUGUGGACGAGUCUUUCCAGCCCACAAACCACGCAUACAUGCAGAGUUUAUUGAAGUUGUACCAGCCGAGUCGAGUACCGUGCCCGUCUUGCGUCCCGACCAAGCUCAUCCCGCAAUCCAUGCUGUACUAUGAGAACGGCGAGGUCGUUCUCCGUCACCACGAAGACAUGAUUGUGGAAGAAUGCGGAUGCCAUUAAACGGAGCACAAUCGCCCCCAGAAGAAAGCAAUACUAAACACUUAGAAAAAAGGACUUCAAAAAAGAGACCCCUUUUAUUAAUUAAGAACAUUACACGAAGGUUGCCUCAAACGAACUCCAAGUGACCUGUUAUAUUAUACUCGCGGUAUAAUAUUUAAACUCAGGAACUUUCCUACUUAUUUUACGGGAUCAACAGCCUUUUUUUGUAAUGAUAUAGGACUUCUUUAAAAAAAAAAAAGAUGAUUAUGUUGUGUGUAAAUUAGUUUUAUUAAUAAACGUGUAUAUUGUAAUCCAGAUGUGUUGCCUUGAAUGUAUAGCAUGUCAUAAAUUUAUAUUUUUGUAAAAAAAAUUAAAAGAAACUUGUAAAUAAUACGAACUUUAUAUGGUCUGUCAGCGGUCUAUU